UAUAUACGUAUAUAUCAAAAACAUCUAUAUUUAGAUAAACAAAAAUAAUAAAAUUAAAACAACAAAAAUAUAUAAAUAAUAAAGAACUUCUGAAAAAAUAGUGAAAUCUAUUAUUAAGACAAACAUUGUGGUAUUUAUUUGCUAAAAACAAGAAAACCAACAAGUGUUUUGUUUACAACGACGCAAACUCUCAAGAAUAACGAAAGUGUGUUUAUGUUCAUUUGCCGGUUAUUGGCUUAAUGGCCCACUCCUUCAGCAGCAGCAAGAACAACAACAGGUCACCCGCAUAGUUGUGUGUUGUCAGCGUAAAAAUCCCACUAAAUGUUUAUGACACAUUAUUAUUUCUGUUUGCUCUUGUUUUAUUAUUUAUUUUUUCGGCCUGUUGCCCGUACUCACAUCCACACAAAGUCGACGUCACUGUUGGUUAAGAAGUGUAUUGGACAAUAAUACUUUGUAUUUCGUUUUUUGGUUUUCAAAUAUUAAUAUUAUAGUACAAACAUAUACGGAGAUUUCUCUAUAGUCCGCCGUGGAAUUUUUAAAAAAUUAUGUAAUUUAUCGCUACAAUUAAGCAAAUAAUUAAAGUAAAAGUUAAAAAAUUUUAUGGAUUUUAAGAGAUCUUAGUAAAGUUCGAUUAAAAUGGAUUUGUUGCUAUUUUUAACGGCAGCUGGCCAUCUUGUAUAUACCCCAUUUACCAAAGUGGAGGAAAGUUUUAAUCUACAGGCUAUGCAUGAUAUUUUAUAUUUACGGCACAAUUUUACACAGUAUGAUCAUCAUGAGUUUCCUGGUGUUGUGCCACGCACAUUUUUGGGUCCCUUAUUUAUAUCGAUUCUAUCAACGCCAUUUAUUUUACUGUUUGAAACUCUGAAUAUCAACAAAUUUUGGGCGCAAUAUGUAGUGCGUUUAAUAUUGGCUGCUGUUGUCACCGUAUCCUGGACCAAAUUGAAACGUGUGAUAACAAAGUUGUACGGCACCAAUGUUAGUUUUUGGUUUAGUCUUAUAACAUUAACACAAUUUCAUUUUAUAUUCUAUAUGAGUAGAACUUUACCCAAUAUAAUGGCACUGCCUAUAGUCUUAUAUGCUUUGGCUUAUUGGUUAAAUGGUCAAUUGAAACCGUUUAUUAUAUGCUCCGGCAUAGCUAUAUUGGUUUUUCGUUCGGAAUUGAUUAUAUUUUUAGGUUUGCUAUUGCUUUUCGAUUUACUAUUUCGUAAAGUAACGAUAGACAGAAUUUUAAAAAUUGCUUUACCAGCGGGUUUGGUAAUUUUGGCUACUUCCAUAGUAGUGGAUUCAUUCUUUUGGAAAAGACUAUUAUGGCCGGAGGGUGAAGUGUUAUGGUAUAAUACUGUACUAAAUAAAAGCUCCGAUUGGGGUACUUCUCCCUUUAUGUGGUAUUUCUAUUCAGCUUUGCCACGUGCCAUGGGUGCCUCCUUAUUAUUUGUGCCUUUAGGUCUAUUGCUGGAACGUCGCAUAAGACCUAUUGUUAUAGCUGCUAUAGGAUUUGUUUUAAUAUAUUCUAUAUUACCUCACAAAGAAUUACGUUUUAUUAUUUAUGUAUUUCCCGUAUUGAAUUUAGCAGCAGCCACGGCUUGUCACAGAUUCUGGCAAAAUAGUUCAAAAUCUAUAUGGCAUGGUUUUCUAUCUUUAUGUGCUGGUGGCCAUUUAUUGGCCAAUGUUUUAAUAACAUUAUUUUUAUUAUUGGUUUCGCGUACCAAUUACCCUGGCGGUUUGGCUUUAAGAAAUCUGCACAAUUUAGAAUAUCAUACUACAAAUGUUUCAGUACAUAUAUCAAAUUUAGCUGCUCAAAGUGGUGUCAGCAGAUUUUUGCAAAUCAGGGAUGAUUGGAGAUAUUGUAAAAAUGAACAUAUGAACUAUACCAAAGAAGAAACAAAACAAUAUACUCAUUUACUAAUGGAAGCCAAAAAUAAGUUCAACACCCAAUUGUGGUCAUCUCUGCAAGAAGACUAUGAUACCAUGGAGUUUAUAGAUUGUUUUAAUAGCAUAGGUAUACAGUACAAUUCAAUAAUGCCAGUUAAAAUUAAAACAAAGCCCUGUUUGGCCAUUUUAAAAAGGAAGUUAAAACCUAAAACAAUGGAAAACAUAACAAAACCUGAAAAGAAAAAGAAAAAAUCAAUAGAAGUUGAAGAACAAAAAGAAACUUUAGAAGAGCCACCAAAAUCCAAAGAAGUCAAAACAGAAAAAACUAAAAAAUCUAAGAAAAAGAAGAAAUCUAGUGAAGCUGUUCCACAAAGUCUUGAAUUGGAAACUCAAGAUAUAGAAAAUAAAGAAAACUUAAAUAUAGAAGAGGAAAACUCGGCCCAGGAGAUUGUAGAUGAUAUAUCACACAAAUCUAAAGAAAUUAAUGAUAAUUUUAAUGUCCCAGUAAUUCAGGAUGAACCAUUAACUCCUCCACCCGACUUAACAAAACUUUUAAGUCAAGGCGUAAGUUUAGAAGAUGAUGCUAUUGUAUCCACUGUAGAAUCAUAUGAAGACUUGCCACUGCUAUCGGAAGAAACAAACGAUUCAGCGCAAGUAAAUAAAGAAAUUAAUUUCCAAGAAUUACACAAUUUAGCCUUAGGGCAAGUUAAUCGUAAAACGCGAGCAACGAAAUUAAAAAUACGCAGAAUUAUUGAACAACAUUAUCGAUCGAAAGGUAAACACAUCGAAAAUGAUUCCAAAGAGAAAAAAUAUACUACCACUCCACCUCCUAACGCCUCGACACGACAAUCGGUUAAGGCCAUUAUUAAGCAGGAACGCAUUAAGGAUAUGAUAGAACAAAUUUCUACCAUGGAUUUGACCAAAAUGUGCAAUUUAGAAAAAGUCUCCACAAAAGAUUGUCUGAAAUUAGUUAUUGAUAAAAUUGAUGAGGAUGGUGGUAGCCAUGCUACAACUACAGCCAGUUAAUGAAGUGCUGUAAUAGAGCAUUUUAUCUUUAGCACCACCUUUAAGGAACACCGGCAGAUCGUUUUUCUCUUGAAACAGUUUUUGUAAACGUUGUAGUUUCGGUGGCAGUUUACUUCUUUUGCAG
Lucilia sericata (common green bottle fly) is the source of this 3022-nucleotide messenger RNA. It is a transcript of the gene Alg12, whose product is annotated as probable Dol-P-Man:Man(7)GlcNAc(2)-PP-Dol alpha-1,6-mannosyltransferase. Gene Ontology annotation, biological process: protein N-linked glycosylation. The coding region runs from base 637 to 2898 and encodes 753 amino acids. Lineage: Eukaryota; Metazoa; Arthropoda; Insecta; Diptera; Calliphoridae. The transcript is spliced from 9 exons. Gene Ontology annotation, molecular function: alpha-1,6-mannosyltransferase activity. The record is from RefSeq and is a predicted model, not a curated record. Gene Ontology annotation, cellular component: endoplasmic reticulum membrane.